Molecule: messenger RNA, 1734 nt
Organism: Auanema sp. JU1783
Lineage: Eukaryota; Metazoa; Nematoda; Chromadorea; Rhabditida; Rhabditidae
Source: the annotation of a GenBank genome assembly
UUGAGCCAAGCAAGUCUUCUAGGUAAAAGCUGUUCAAUGUUGUUCUCGUCAGUCUUGGCGAUAUUCCUCAUCUCGUGGUCCUCGCUCUUUCUUCUUGACUAUGUUUUACGCGUAAAAGGUUGCAUUCCGUAUAUAUCUUUCGCUGAGAAAUAUGGUCUCGAAGUAUCUCCAUUCCAAAUCCGGUUGUACACUACAUGUAAUGACAAUGAAGAAACUUUAUUGCCCAAGAAGAAAACUCCUUCGCUCCGAAGAACUUUAGCUUCCAUUUGGUUUGCGAUCGGAGCUUUAGUUUCCGUCGUUUGUAUAGUUGCAAUCACAGGGUACCUGGCCAGGCUUCUUUACAUUGAAACUCUUAAGUUUGGAGCAACUCGACCUCAUGUAGCACCCUACCGAGCGAUACCUGUAACGACUACAGUUGUACCUGUCGUGACUGAGAAUAUCGAUGAUCUACCUGUUCAAGCUGUCGAAGAUUAUGAUAUUCUUGACGGCAGUAGUAGAGAAAAUGAAGGAUUGGUACCAAUUGUUCCCGGAGUUAACUUGCCUUGGAGUCAUAUGCCUUUGUUCAUGUUCGUGUUAAUAGUUUCUGCCAUUUUUCAUGAACUUGGACAUGCUUGGGCUGCAAGAAACAAAGACGUGAAAGUCAAUGGGUUUGGAGUGUUCGUGUUUGCCCUAUAUCCUGGGGCUUUCACUGAUAUUGAAGCAGAUUCAUUGAAGAGAGCAUCAACAUUCUCACGCCUUGCUAUAUUCGGAGGUGGAAUUUGGCACAACAUAAUCUUAGCAAUAGUAGCCUACCUGCUAUUCUGUGCGACUCCUUACGUACUUUUCCCUUUGUUUGCUGACGGAAAUGGUGUCACUGUCACAGGUGUUGAUAUGCGGUCAGGUCUUCACGGGAGUGCCGGUUUAUCGCCUGGUUUCAUUGUUACUCAUAUCGACGAUUGUCAAGUUCACGAUGUAAAAAGUUGGAGAGAAUGUGUAAGGCUACUGGAACACCAGAGAAAUGGACGUUGUGUUGAGACGGAGACUUUAGAACACGCUAGAAGUCAUGAUACAUCGACGACUGAAGAUGAGAUUCAAUGUUGUGAUAGCUUCGAGAAUAUUACUCAUGCUCACAUGUGCUUUGAGUCCAGCGUUCAAAUUGUUCUUCAUGACAAGAGCACUAUGAGUCCUAGUCUAAAAAAGGUUUUACGCUUGGGGCCAAAUAUAACGAUUGAAGAGAUUGUGAAUGAGAGGAGGGAGUUUGCGCGUCAGUUCAGUUGCAUGUCAGCUAGAUUGAUGACCGAUUAUCCACUCUGUAACUCUUCUGUGACUUGUGAUCAGUCAGAGAAGUCAAUGACAUGUGCUUAUCCUGCAUUAUACAAUGGCACGCAGUUAUCCAGGAUUACCGUGAAGAAUAGUUUUAGGCCUGUUCUUUAUGUUGGAAACUUGGAUGAGUUAAUAUCUUUUGUGUCCAUACACCCACUGGUCUCUAGAUUUGCUAACGUACCUCACUGGGUCGCCACUACCGUAGAAAUAAUCCCUAAAUACUUCUUCACUCUUUCUGUAGCCUUAGCUGCUUUGAACGCAGUUCCUUGUUAUGCCUUAGAUGGACAAUUUCUAGUCGUUACUAUUGUCAAUUGGUUAGCGGGUUCCUUACCCAGAAGAAAACGUCAACUGCUGUCCUCAUCUAUCCUUUUCAUCGGUACUCUUCUGCUCGUGGCGAAUAUUCUUAUCGGCUUCCUAAAGUUUUUGUUUUAA